GCUUCACUUUUCUCUUAUUUCCAGGGUUAACAAAUUUGGGGAUUAGGGUUUUCUCUGAAAUAGUCUUUUAAAAAAAAUCGAAGAUGAUCGAGGUGGUGUUGAACGAUCGGCUAGGGAAGAAAGUGCGCGUGAAGUGCAACGACGACGACACGAUUGGAGACCUUAAGAAGCUGGUCGCGGCCCAAACUGGAACUCGAGCAGACAAGAUCCGUAUCCAGAAGUGGUACACGGUUUACAAGGAUCAUAUUACCCUCAAAGAUUACGAAAUCCACGAUGGUAUGGGUCUCGAACUUUACUACAAUUAAAAAAAAAUAUUUAUGUAAUCCGUGUGGUCUUUGUUUGAACAAGCUCUAGAUUUUAUAUAUAAAUGUAAUAUAAUCGUGGAUGAUGGUAUUUACUUUUCUAAGGAUUAUCAAUAGAAGAAAAUAAGUUUAUAGAUUUGGAUGAUCAAAA
Gossypium raimondii (Peruvian cotton) is the source of this 453-nucleotide messenger RNA. RefSeq names its product ubiquitin-like protein 5. The record is from RefSeq and is a predicted model, not a curated record. The transcript has a single exon. Bases 84 to 305 code for a protein of 73 amino acids. Gene Ontology annotation, molecular function: protein tag activity; protein binding. Gene Ontology annotation, biological process: mRNA splicing, via spliceosome; protein modification process. NCBI's taxonomy places the organism in Eukaryota, Viridiplantae, Streptophyta, Magnoliopsida, Malvales, Malvaceae. Gene Ontology annotation, cellular component: cytoplasm; nucleus.